Neoarthrinium moseri is the source of this 1161-nucleotide messenger RNA. RefSeq lists its product as uncharacterized. The record is from RefSeq and is a predicted model, not a curated record. The transcript is spliced from 3 exons. The coding region runs from base 1 to 1161 and encodes 386 amino acids. NCBI's taxonomy places the organism in Eukaryota, Fungi, Ascomycota, Sordariomycetes, Amphisphaeriales, Apiosporaceae. Gene Ontology annotation, molecular function: protein binding.
AUGAGGCCCUCGCAAUGCCUACAGGUCCAUGGCUCCUCGAAAUAUGGAAACCAGAGUGUUAAUCGAGAUGUGCCGGCUGGGUGGGCGCAAGGAGAAAUUUGCCAAACACUGGGUAGAGAGAGAUACUGUGUCUUUACUCUGCCCGAAUUUAGUGGAGGCGAUGGGGUUUCUAUUAUCACCACCAGGUCCCGGCUCUCUGAUCUCGCUUCGAAACAACCUUUUCAAAGCGGAAACCCGCCAGCCAACACGCACGUGCAAGCCGGGACAUCCACUAUCUAUAGACAGGCAGAGCUCCCCGAGAAAGGCAUUGGUCUCCUUGCUACCGCACCAAUACGUGCUGGGCAACGCAUCAUGUCACGUACGCCCGCCCUCAUAGUGGAUGGCAGACUGAUGCAAGGACUCGAGAGAAACCGGAUGUCUCAAUUGCUUGCGCAGGCCGUCCAGGAACUCCCAACCCCCCACAGGAAGCGAUUUCUAGAUCUUUCUACGCACUCAAGCGUCAGCACCUUUGCCGACAGGGUGUACCAGAUAUUCGCUGUUAAUAACUUCCGGACAAGUUUAAACGGGUGGGACUUUCAGUCCACGUUUACUGAAGUGUCACGGCUGAAUCAUGAUUGCCGUCCAAAUAGUGUCUACUACUUUGACCCGCAGACGUUUUCACAUAAGGUCAUGGCAGUCAGGAACAUAGUGCCCGGUGAAGAACUUACGAUAUCUUACAUUGAUGGAUUUCAGUCCCGAGCCGCCAGACAAGACCAGCUACUCAGGCACUGGGGGUUUAGUUGCUCUUGCCAUGUUUGCCAAAGCGAUGCGCAUAUUGCCGAAGAGUCUGAUAGUAGGGUUGCCCAGAUACUUGAGCUCUGGAAAGAACUUGAUGAUUAUUCGCCAUCGUCAAGUGCAACUCCGGAGAAAGCCGAGCUGCUUGUCGAGCUUUAUGGGCUCGAAGGUAUGGAAGGAAGAAUACAGGAAGCCUACUACAGAGCAGCGAUUGAGUUUAAUGCUCUUGGUCUGUCCAGCCAAGCUAUGAAGUAUGCGAGGCUGUGCUUGGAUAAGGGACUGGCAUUCAAAGGGCCUGGUCGGCCUUUCAUUGACAGUAUGAAAGAGCUGUUACGCGAUGCUGAGGCUCAUCACAGCUGGAAGUCUCGCAUCAGGGCACCGAUUUGA